This is a messenger RNA of Protopterus annectens (West African lungfish), 785 nucleotides long. RefSeq names its product transmembrane protein 238 like (gene TMEM238L). Lineage: Eukaryota; Metazoa; Chordata; Ceratodontiformes; Protopteridae. The transcript has a single exon. Bases 237 to 785 code for a protein of 182 amino acids. The record is from RefSeq and is a predicted model, not a curated record.
ACAGUUGAGAAGUACACUACACCAUGCUAGCAAGUAAUAAGUCUAUAAAGGUUUACAAUGUCUCCAUCGUAUACAAGUGCUGUCAUCAUUAUUGGGCAAGGACGUCUGGGUAUGCAAAUGAGUAGCUUUCGUGUCCGAGGUGUGCAGUGAGUACAGGCAUUCCUUUCAGGUACGCUCGGGAGCUAAAUUAAUAUCGGUCGGUAGGUUGAAUCGUAAGUUAGAAGUUCGGCUCCAGCAUGGGGAACAUGUUUAAAGGCAUGGGCAGGUGUGCUAUGAUAUUUUGGCUUGCCGUAAUUUUUGACGUUGUUGGAUUCGUUCUACUUUUAGUUGGGAUUUUUGCGGGCGUGCAGCUGAACGGACAGAGUUAUGGAGACUUUUUAAUUUAUACCGGUUCUAUUAUCAUUUUCCUUAGCUUGAUAUGGUGGUUGUUUUGGUAUACAGGAAAUAUCGAAAUUUCUUUUGAAGAGCUGGAGAAAGGUUCUAUUCAAAAGAAAAGUAGCUUUGUCCAACUAGCACGGAAGUUUUCAGAGCGGUUAUCCCAAAGUACCAAAUCUUUUGGGAUUGGUGACAGAGCAGACUUGAGAAAACAGCCGCUAGGCAACAGCGAUCAGUCCGGACAUUUGUCGACUGGCACCUGGGACUGUGUUUAUGUUAACAAAGGGUUUUCUAACACAGAACCGGGUCUCCAAAAUCCUUCAGAAGAGAAAUACUUAGAGUUAUCAACAACAGGAAAUUCGGAAAUGCUAUCUACCAUAACCGAAAGAAAUGAUAACAGUUUGAUAUAA